AAGACAUCUUUGGUUGAAAGGCGGUUGAGCGUACUGAUCUUUGGAGUGUUCUGUGUUUCGCGUGUUCAGCUGAUACUGGGAUUCCUUACUAUGUUACUAUGAGACCUUGCCACCUUUAUAUACUUGCGCUCAUGGAAGCUGCUGGAACAUUUGUUGUGUCCAUGGAAGCCUACAGAACAUCUGUUGUUCUAUUGCUUUCUCUCGCUUUCUGUGUUGUUCCAUGAUGGUCGUUCAUAGACAUGCGAUUUGCCACUGCCGAUCACGUCGUGAGAUCUUGACCGCGAGUAGCAUCACCUCCAACACAUGAUGGGCCGGACGGUUGUGCAGCAAGUGGAACGAAUACAUGUUGAGGUUGUCUCUGAAUUUGCACACAGGACGUUUGUCCAAGAAAUUCAAUCGUGGGGGGCGUGGGAUGAGAAUCACAGAUUCAAGGCUGCAGGCGACGGUGGCCGUGUGAUUAUGAAGGAAGAAGAGGGAAAAAGGGCAGCCGUAGGGAUUGUCGAUGGAGGAAGCUUGCUCAAUGUGUCGGCCGAACAUGGGCAUAGACAAUGUGACGUGACAUUCUUUCAACCUGUCACGGGGCCAGCUAAUCUGCUUGAUUUUGAAGUUCUUGGUUGCCUAGCAGGGCCAGCGAUACGGAUCAAAUCGUCGAAUUGUUCUUACAUGUCAAUAAAGACUGUUGUGGUCUACCAACUGGGGAAGAGUACGGGUUUAGGUGCUCUAGCGUUGAAGUUCCAUAGCGAUCAACAUGCUACCCGGCCUAUCCGGCAGACUGAAAGCCACGGCGGUCCCUUGAAACAUUUCCAUUGGAGAGACCACCAGGCAGACUAUCUGACUGCGAAGACAGCGACGCUUAGCCUAUGUAGACUGCCGGGCCUAGCAUAUAACUGCUACUUUGAACGAAGCCUUCUGUAGCAAUGUAACAGACUUCGUCAAUGGCUUGUUCACUUGAAAAUUAUAUUCGCAUGCGACGUCAGAUUUCAGCAAGGUCGCCAGAUCACGCCUUUCGUUCGAGCAGUAAGAAUCGAUGAAUGCAAAGCUGCAUAUUUCAUGUCACAAAACCCUUGGAUUUUGGAGGUGAACCACCGCAAGCAGUUGCUCGGCUGGCUGGCUACAGUCAUUUCACUCGACCUGCUCAAUCUUUCGACGAUCUCUGCGACUGUCAAGCAAAAGCUUAGCCUCAUUGAAGAUUAUUUGAAGAG
Protomyces lactucae-debilis is the source of this 1202-nucleotide messenger RNA. RefSeq lists its product as uncharacterized. The record is from RefSeq and is a predicted model, not a curated record. NCBI's taxonomy places the organism in Eukaryota, Fungi, Ascomycota, Taphrinomycetes, Taphrinales, Protomycetaceae. The transcript is spliced from 4 exons. The coding region runs from base 304 to 915 and encodes 203 amino acids.